Molecule: messenger RNA, 1067 nt
Organism: Contarinia nasturtii (swede midge)
Lineage: Eukaryota; Metazoa; Arthropoda; Insecta; Diptera; Cecidomyiidae
Product: polyprenol reductase-like
Exons: 6
Coding region: 474-1052 (192 amino acids)
Biological process (GO): polyprenol catabolic process; dolichol-linked oligosaccharide biosynthetic process
Cellular component (GO): endoplasmic reticulum
Molecular function (GO): 3-oxo-5-alpha-steroid 4-dehydrogenase activity
Source: RefSeq, a predicted model, not a curated record
UAUGAAAGACACAAAUCCGCAACAGCAAAUAACAGAUUGCUGACAAAUAUUUGAGAUUUAGUAGUAGUGGAUAUGUUGUACGCACAACAGCAUCGGAGCAUCGUCACAGCGACAACAUUGUACUGCAAAUUUACGGACAUACGACACAAGUAACAACAACAAAAGGCCGGCAACAAGUCACAUCGUGUCGAACCAUUCCCAGUGUAAGAACUAAAAUUGCUGCGCAUAAAUUUUCAUUUUAUAUUGAAAGUGAAAUAUUCUGUCGAAUUUAAUUUUUAUCGGUUCUCCAAAAAAGUGUUCGGAACAACAAAUCGGACACAUCAAAUGACGAAGAAGAAUAUGGACACAUUUUAGUUCUUACACUGGGAAUCGGUCACAAACCGACCACAAGCGAUGUCAGAGUCCGGAAAAUAUGAAUACAAAGGAUCGUUUGUGGCCUUUGCAACCAGUACUAUUCCAUUGUGCGCAUAUAAAUGUCAUUUUUUUCUCUUUUCACGGUGAUCAACGAUAUCAACGCUACUACUACUACUACUACUACUACUACUACUACUACUACUACUACUACCAAAUCUCAAAUUAAAGCAAUGUUGUCAACUUGUUGUGGUAAACCGACACGAGUUGUACAAGCAUCCGAGGUGCCCAAAUCAUAUUUCAAGCACUUUUAUGUGUUUGCCAUUGUAUGGGCUAUUCUAAUAUUUAGUUUAACAUUCAACUUAUAUGUGCUGGGUACAACGGUGCCCGGAUUCGUCAUCGAUGCAUUAGAUUUCUUAUAUGGAAAAGAUCGUGUUGCGAACAUAUCAGCGUUUACAGCACUUCAAACAACCUUUUUGCUAACAUUGCAAUGUGCACGUCGUUUCUAUGAAACUCAGUAUAUUCAAGUAUUUUCCAAACAAGCCAAAAUCAAUUUUGUACAUUAUUUAGUCGGCUAUCUACAUUACUUUGGCGCAUUUCUUGCAAUCAUUAGCCAAGCACCCGGUUUUGUUCGUAGUCCGCAAGCAGAAGAUCUUACAUAUAUUCACAUUGACAUGGUAUACCAAGAGAAAUUCCUUUAAAAUUUGCUUUUCUAU